Molecule: messenger RNA, 512 nt
Organism: Nicotiana tabacum (common tobacco)
Lineage: Eukaryota; Viridiplantae; Streptophyta; Magnoliopsida; Solanales; Solanaceae
Product: cytochrome b-c1 complex subunit 9
Biological process (GO): mitochondrial electron transport, ubiquinol to cytochrome c
Cellular component (GO): respiratory chain complex III
Source: RefSeq, a predicted model, not a curated record
CUCAUCUGCAAUCCGAAGAUUCUACAGAAAUCAGAAUGGAAACAGAAGGUCGAAAGAGGGGAAGAGGGCCUCUGGAAAGGCUUUACAGGCUCAUUAUGCGUCGCAAUUCUGUCUAUGUUACCUUUGUCAUCGUUGGCGCUUUCCUCGGCGAACGGUGUGUGGGGCCAGCAUGUGCACGUCCAGACUAUUUCAUUGGGUACCUGGCUGUUGAUUAUGGUGUUCGUAAGCUUUGGGAAAAGAAUAAUAUUGGGAAACGAUAUGAAGACAUCCCAGUUUUGGGGCAAAGGCAACCUGAAGAAUGAAUUCGGGUUUGUAAUCUUGUCCAAUGUAUAGCUAUAGGAUCCUAGAUGCUCUCAACUAUGUUUCUUGUUUCCUUCUAAAAAUAGGACUUCUUAUGUUUUGUUUUCUUUCCUAAGAAGUAACUAUUUCGAUCCAAGAAGGGAUACCUUGUUUCCUUUUGUUUGAUGUGAUAGUUAUAAAUACUUGGACAUCUUGUUAUUGUAACAUUGUCA